ACAAAGCUAUCUGACCAGAUCACAUAUCCUCAGUUACAGAACAAUUGAACUCAUCUCAAUUUAGUUUUUUGUCUUGUUUUCUGUUACUUCAUUCACAUGUUAGCCCUAAUUCAACCCCAGUCAAUACACUGUCCUGUAUCUUACAUGGAUAUUUGCUAAAUUUCCUAUUACCAGAUCCAUCAACUUCCGACACACCCUUCAAUUUUCUUCCUCAAAAUCAAUGGCGUCCUUGGAAAAAGGCAAGUUUUUUAUCUUCCUUUUGCUCUUAUUUUCCUCUUCUCUUCAUGUUUCCAGCACCCCUUCAGACCACGAAUCAUGUUCAGUAGAAUCGAAGCUGGACCCCGAUUCAUGUCAGGAACCUGUUCCUGAACCGCCCCAAACAACCAAUUAUUUGAAUCAGCAAGUUUUUUUGGAUAAACUUGAGGAAUUAGUGAGAAAUCUCAGUGAUUUAGUUGCAAGAUUAGAAUCAAAGCUACCUGACCCGGCUCAAGAAAAGGGCAGGUCAGCUCAAGGAAAGGGUGGUGAUGACGGUGACGGUGGUACAAUAUCAAGCAGUAAGCGAGUUGAAGAUGGGGAAUUUGAGGGAAAAAUCCGUGAUGGGGAGAGAGCAAAGGGAAUGUCUGUAACAAAGUACACACCCUUUUGGUCUGAGAGGUUCCAGUUUGCAUCUGCUGUGAAGUUGGAUUCUGAGGUCACUUGUAUAAAUGUUUUGCCUUUUAGGGAUCACGAGGGGCUGAGUAAGUAUGUGGCAGUUAGUGAUGAGAGGGGUAGAGUGUAUGUAUUCUUGAGGAAUGGAGAUGUGUUGGUUGAGUUUGAUACCUCGGUGGAGUCCUCUGUUACUGCAAUGGUUUCGUAUACUUCGGUUUAUAAGAAUGAGAGUUUUGUAGUAACUGGUCAUGAAAACGGGGAAAUUUUGUUGCACAGAGUUUGGGAGGGAGGGUCUGGUGGAGAGGAUUAUAGUUCUCUUUUCAUGGAGAAUGUUGGUAAGUUUGUGUCACCUGAAAACCGUGAAGAAGGUAGGCGUGUGACUCUCUUGGAAGUUCAUUAUGUGGGAAGAAUGAAGUACAUUCUGUCUGCUGAUACAAGUGGGAAGAUCAAGGUUUUUAAGGAAAACGGUUCCUUGUAUGGUUCAGUCAUGGCUUCUAGUAGGCCACUGGCUUUCUUAAAGCAAAGGCUUAUGUUCUUGACAGAAACUGGGGCAGGUUCAUUGGAUCUAAGAGGUAUGAAAAUCAGGGAAUCUGAGUGUGAAGGGUUGAACCAUUCUGUUGCUAGAACAUACGUUUUUGAUGCCAUGGAGCGUUCCAAAGCUUAUGGCUUUACCUCAGAUGGGGAAAUGAUUUAUGUGUUGUUGCUUGGAGAUGUGAUGAACUUCAAAUGCAGGGUCAGAUACAAGAAAAAGUUUGACAUGGAUGAGCCUCUUGCUCUGCAGGCAAUCAAAGGGUAUCUGCUGAUUGUUAACCCGGAGAAGGUUUAUGUGUACAAUGUUUCAUCUCCACACUAUGUGAGAGUUGGUGUGCCUAGGCUUGUUUUUUCUCCAAGUCUUGAUGAGCUCAGAUCAUCAUUCUUGAAUAGUCCAAUCCCGGGUUUGGAUGCUGAAACAAAAGUGAUACCUUUGAUAGGCACUGACCGGGAAAAACUUGUUAUUGUUGGACUUGGAGGAGGCUAUGUUGGAAUGUAUCAUUCUAAUCUACCUAUCUUCAAAGGGGAAUUCAACACCAUGCUAUGGACUAGUCCUGUGUUGUUCUUUGUACUUUUCUUGUUUGGUGCUUGGCACUUUUUCGCCAAGAAGAAGGAAGCACUUACAUCAUGGGGACCAGAUGACCCUUUCACUUCCACUUCAGCCACCACCAAUGCACCUUUGGCAUCUUCAUCUGCAGACAGAUCUUUUGGAGAUUCUAGCUCAAGAACCACUGAAGUCAUGGAUCUUAGAGGUGGAGCUCUCAGAGCUCCUCCAAGAAGGUAUGGCUCUCCUUCAAGGUAUCCUGGUGCUGCUUCUGCUGCUGCUGCUGCAAGUUCCUAUAGACUUGGUGCUUCCACAGAUCACAAUGCUAGACCAGCCUCGGUUGAUCCAGAUUUUCGUGGAGCCUCUGAGCUGAAAUAUAGGGCCACCACCAUGGAUCCUCCGGGUUUUCCCAAGAGAAGAGAUGGCAUGUUUGUAUCAAACCAAGUUGUAAAUGAGCGCAGUUGAGUGGCAGAGUUAAUUGCAUGAGCUUUUUUCUAACCAGUUUCAACUUUCCUUACCUUAGUUUUUACAUCUUAUCAUAUCCUUCAGCAUCACUUUGCUAUUUGGUUUUCUGCCUUUUUAACUUUCAAGUUGUUGCACAAAAGAGGGAAAUAAAUUAUAUUGAGAAACUUGCUCGUCUUUUUUACUUCAACAUGUUCGAAUUUGGAUUC
Messenger RNA from Vigna angularis (adzuki bean), 2394 nucleotides. RefSeq lists its product as uncharacterized. The transcript has a single exon. The record is from RefSeq and is a predicted model, not a curated record. Bases 221 to 2188 code for a protein of 655 amino acids. NCBI's taxonomy places the organism in Eukaryota, Viridiplantae, Streptophyta, Magnoliopsida, Fabales, Fabaceae. Gene Ontology annotation, molecular function: protein binding.